CCCAACUCAAUAUUUUCGUACUGACUCAACAUGAAGUGAAAAGUUGAAUGGUUUGAUAUCAUGUCUGGAACCAUGAGCAAAGUUUUACUGAAUGCCCCUUUCACAGAAACAGAAGUACAAGAUGGCAAGCUUGUAUACRUCUUCGACAAGAAGCAACACGCUCAAACUCUUCUUCACAACCUUAUUGUCAUGCAAGACAAUGACGAAGGAAGUCUGACAGAUGUGGUCAUCACCAGUAAAGAGAAUGAGCAGUUUUAUUUCCAUGGACCUAUCCUGGCUGCUUUGAGUAAAAACCUAGAGGAAAAUCUUGUGAAACGAGGUCUUGGCUCUGCAGCCUCUUUCAUCUCCAAAACUGUCAUGGAGGAAAAUUUCAGCUCAGAAGCUAUUCAGUGUCUGUGGGACUAUGCUUACACAUCAGUCGUAACUAUUACUCCGUCCAAUAUGAACGAGGUGAAGGAGCUAGCAGAACAUUAUGGUAUCGACAGCUUAAAGAGAGAAUGCAAAGUGCAAGAAGAGGAAAAUUUCAAUGAUGACUGCGAUGGUGUUGAGCUCAAAUUCAAAGAUCUCCCUGAAUUCAUACUAAACGCUUUGUAUGUGCUUCUUAAAGGCAGCAAUAUUUGUUCAACUGCUGUAACAAGUUCUGACCCCUUGGCUAAGAUUCCAUGCUAUGGCGCCAUCCUGGCUGCAGCUACCAGUGAGCUAGCAUGUGGAGACUCCCAUGAAAACCUGCAAGUAAAUGAUGAUACUUUUCAAGCCAUACCUGCUUUCCUGAGGUACCUCUAUACAGCUAGCCUGAUGGUCGGGCCUGGUACGGUACAACAAUUACUAGAAAUGGCAGUAGAGUUUAACCUGCCUGGCAUGGGACAGGCGUGUUGUUGCUGGCUGAAAGAUGCCUUGUCACCUGACAACGUCUUGAGCGUAAUGAGCAUUGCGAAGGCUUGGCAAGUAAAUGUUCAAGAUCAAAGUUCAGGCGUAGGAAGCGAAGAUUGCUUCAUACCAGUGUCCCUGUACGACGCAUUAGAAGAUCUUUAUCAGUCUGCAAGAUCACUUGCCUUGAAGGAUUUCCUCGAUGUUCAAAAAAGCGAGGAUUAUUUGGAGAUGUCUUUGGCAGAGUUGCUAGACUUGAUUGUUGAUGACGAUCUUAUCGUGGAUUCAGAGGAAGACGUCUUCUAUGCUGUCAUGAAAUGGGUAGAAUUUGACCCAGAAACACGUGGCGUGGAGCUGCCAAACCUUCUUCAGUCUGUUCGCCUGGAGCACAUGUCGGUUGGAUUCCUCCAUACCAUCAAGGAACAUGACUUGGUGAAAACGAAUUCCUAUUGUGUUGAGGUGAUAGAGAAAGCAUUGAGAGAUUUACUUGAACAGAAUUAUCCUGAGGGAGACGUUCAAUUCAGCGAAGGAGCUGAGUAUUUUUUACCCGAUUUUAGUUCUAAACAGUGUGCCCCAGCAAACUACGAACCGAUCUUUAGCAUUCCACAUCCACCCGAGUGUACACCGGAUUUCAACCCAGUUCCUGAAUCCAUUCCGUUUGAUGCAGCGUCGCUACCCGAAUGCUUUGACCAGUCGUACGAUGACGAUGGAAGAACCUUACWAGAAACAACUACACAAGGUCUUCCAAGAAAGCCAGAUAUGAGGCUGAGAAAAAACAGAAACUCUUUCCUUGAAGAAGGGAAAAACCUGGAUGGGACGCCCGACAAAAGACUCAGGGAAAACAAGAGUCAACAUUCUGCAGCCAGAAAACUAGAGUAUCCAACGGAGGAUUUGCCAAGAAGGAAAGAUGGGCAACCCGAUAGAAGAUUUAAAGCAGUGAAGGAGUUGGAAAAUGYUAAUGCACCAUGCAGAAAAGAUGGAAAACCAGACAUGAGAUUUAAAGUCAACAAAACGAUGAAAGCAGUCAAAGAAAAUGGCCAAGAUGCGCUUGCCAAACUGAAGCUGUUGCCUCAAGGACCGACAAGAAAGGAUGGAAAACCAGACAUGAGAUUUAAAGCAAAUCGCUUUCCUACGAAAGGAGUUCUGUGUAAUGGACCAACUAGAAAAGAUGGCCAACCAGAUAUGCGCUAUUCCGCCAACAAACAGAAGGUAGAUAUUGAAUAUYUGACUACAGAACACGACGCGUGUACAAAAGGUCCAAGGAAGAAGGAUGGUACUCCUGACAAGCGAUUUGCUGUUAAUAAACAUCCCAGUGACACAAUAACCAAGGUGGCACCGGGUCCAGUGAAGAAGAAUGGAGGCCCAGACAUGCGGUUUGCUGCAAACAAGGGAAUUUCUGCCUACGCCUCAUCAGGACCACUGAAGAAAGAUGGAACUCCUGAUAUGAGGUGCCGUGCCAACAGAAACUCGCCUGAUGUAAGUGUCCGUGGUUCAUCAAGUGGAGGGGUAAACGUUUCAUGUGGUCCAUUGAAAAAAGACGGCACUCCAGAUAUGAGGUACAGUGGCAACAAGAGUUCAAAUGCCUCAAGUGUCAGCUCAGGAUGCUCCAGCAUCGGCGGAUCUACUAUGUCUAUGUCGAGUAGUUCGUCUGGAAGCUAUGGCUCUUCUGUUGCAAGUGGUCCAUUGAAGAAAGAUGGCACCCCUGAUAUGAGGUACAGAAGCAAUAAAAGCUCAAGUAGUUCAAGCUUUGGCUCGUUAAGUAGUAGGAGUUCCGGUUGGUCUACUUCGUCGUAUUCAAGUGGUUACUCAGGAAGCUCAAAUGUUUCUACUUCGAGUGGACCGAUGAAAAAGGAUGGUACUCCUGACAUGCGUUACAAGGCGAACCGCCAUUAGAAUACUGUGUUACUGGCACUCCUUGCAUGCGUUACAAGGCAAUCCGCCGUUAG
Messenger RNA from Actinia tenebrosa (Australian red waratah sea anemone), 2813 nucleotides. RefSeq lists its product as uncharacterized. The record is from RefSeq and is a predicted model, not a curated record. Lineage: Eukaryota; Metazoa; Cnidaria; Anthozoa; Actiniaria; Actiniidae. Gene Ontology annotation, molecular function: protein binding.